UACAUUGUACAACACUGGCUUUGGCCUGACAAAGCGCAUGUGCAACCAAGUUCACGUUUCAGAAAACUUACUUCCUUUUUAACCUUUUUUUUUUGGAUAAUGAUGUCGAGCAAUUUUAAUCUGCGGUCGAAGGUGCUGAUGCAUCCUUUGGUACUUUUUCAAAUUAUCGACGCUUACGAGCGCCGCCCCAGGGAUGCCAAUCAGGUAAUGGGCACUUUGCUGGGCCGCAACGACGGCAAGGAUGGGCUCGUCGAGAUCACCAAUUGCUUCACGAUGCUGCACAAGGAAUAUCCGGAUAUGGGUCGCAUCGAUCUGGACCUUUCGUAUGCCACCGAAAUCCUGGAACUAAAUAUGCUAGCCUAUCCGCAAGAGCGUGUGGUGGGAUGGUUCUCCACCGGGAAAUCGGUUUCCCGAUCCGCUGUCCAGUUGCACGAAUAUUAUUCCAGGGAGUGCGGUGAAGGGCAGCCGCUACAUUUGCUCGUGGAUGCAACCCUGAAAAGCCAGCGACUUUCGACGCGACUGUACUGCGCCGUCGAAAUGGGAGUGCCCGGCGGCACCAAAGGCCUGAUGUUCUCGUUGGUGCCCCUGGAGAUGACCAGCGGGAAUGACGAAGCGGUGGCCCUGCGCCUGAUGGAGAAGCAAUCGCUGCAGCCGGCAACCAAGAAGUUGGGACGCAUUCUACCCGAGUUGGUCCAAGUGGUGGAUGAAACACGUGACUUGCAACAGCGUCUCGAUUUGGUGCUGCACUACAUCAACGAUGUAUUGGCCAGGAAGAGAAAACCGGACAAUGUUGUGGGGCGGGCUCUUCACGACGCCCUCACCUCAGUCCCAUUGCUGGAUUCCGAGAGCUUUCGACUGAUGUUCAAUGCCAACUUGCGGGACAUGCUCAUGUCCAUUACGCUCUCCAUGAUGGUCAAGACCCAGCUUCAGCUUAGCGAAAAGCUGUCCAGCAUGCAAGAUCAAUAGAUUUUAACAUCCCCUUACCCGAACCUUGGUUAAUAAAACGCCGCUUUUACGGGGGAACCCCGGAUUAGUAAGUGCAGCUUUAAUCUCGACUUUGGCUUGUAUUAACAGGUCAAGCCUUAUAAAUAGUUUUAUUUGAAUAAAAAUCUACAAGGAAAGCUAA
Molecule: messenger RNA, 1126 nt
Organism: Drosophila elegans
Lineage: Eukaryota; Metazoa; Arthropoda; Insecta; Diptera; Drosophilidae
Gene: eIF3f2
Product: eukaryotic translation initiation factor 3 subunit F-2
Exons: 2
Coding region: 100-966 (288 amino acids)
Biological process (GO): translational initiation
Cellular component (GO): eukaryotic translation initiation factor 3 complex, eIF3m
Molecular function (GO): translation initiation factor activity; metallopeptidase activity; translation initiation factor binding
Source: RefSeq, a predicted model, not a curated record